AUUUGUCUUUUGUUUUGAAAUAAUAAUUAGUUGAGUUGAGAAUUGAGGUUCACUUGCCCUACUUUUCCAGAAUUGAGUGUCUCUGAAAUUGGGAGUUUUGUCCGGUGAAUUUGAAACUAAAGGCAUCAUUCAUCAGUUUUGUCCGGUGAAUUGGAGUUAUUUCUGGCAGCUGAAGCCCGAAAAACGUGUGAACUGACGAGCUUUCCCAUAGAAAUAGAAAAUGUUGUUUUUCUCAUACUUCAAGGACAUGGUGGGCAGAGAAGUGACAGUGGAACUGAAGAAUGAUUUGGCUAUCCGAGGUACACUCCAUUCAGUCGAUCAGUAUCUCAACAUUAAGCUCGAAAACACAAGGGUCGUUGAUGAAGACAAGUACCCUCACAUGCGUUCGGUGAGGAACUGCUUCAUCAGAGGAUCAGUGGUGAGAUACGUCCAGUUACCUCCAGACGGAGUCGACAUAGAGCUGCUUCAUGAUGCUACGAGGAGAGAAGCUCGUGGUGGCUAAAAGCCUAAAAUUUGAGACCUUCAAAAGUGGAUGUACUUUUAAAGUUUUGAGUGGGUCAAUCAGCAUGUACUGAUGAUUUGUUUUGUUAAAUGUAAUUUUAGAUGCUAUUGCAUGCAGUGCUUUGUAUUCCUGCUGUUACUCCUCUCCAUUUAAACCUAACUGUGUGGUGAAAGCCUUGGAUAUGAAUGUCGUCUGACUCCUUCGUGUGGGACUCAU
Molecule: messenger RNA, 718 nt
Organism: Solanum pennellii
Lineage: Eukaryota; Viridiplantae; Streptophyta; Magnoliopsida; Solanales; Solanaceae
Product: sm-like protein LSM2
Exons: 4
Coding region: 221-502 (93 amino acids)
Biological process (GO): mRNA splicing, via spliceosome
Cellular component (GO): catalytic step 2 spliceosome; P-body; U4/U6 x U5 tri-snRNP complex
Molecular function (GO): RNA binding
Source: RefSeq, a predicted model, not a curated record